Closterium sp. NIES-65 is the source of this 1914-nucleotide messenger RNA. The record is from the annotation of a GenBank genome assembly. Lineage: Eukaryota; Viridiplantae; Streptophyta; Zygnematophyceae; Desmidiales; Closteriaceae.
AUGUGUCUUCGGAUUGUCUCUGCUCCAUGCCGCCUACAAGAACCUUUUCUUUGUCUCUCUUUCAAACCUCACCUCAUAGGGAUGAUAGAGAUGCUGCUAGAGUCGCCACUGGAGGAGUGGCAGGCAUCGGACCUAAGGGACGCGGGGGAGUGUGCGCGGGAGAUGGUUGACCUCAUCAACCGCGUGCUCGACCUCGCCAAACUGCAGGCCGGCCCCCUGCAGCUCGAGGGUCUGCCGCUCUGCCUGCCUCGCGUGGCUCAGCAUGCCGUCGCCCUCGCUGCUCAAGACCCGUGCGCCAGGGGGUUGCAAGCGCAUGCAGCAAGCAACACUCUAGUGGGCGACGUCACCUUCCAUGUGUGGUGUGCCGCCCCUCCUCUCCAGCAAGGCCCUCAUGCAACCUCUUCUCAACCCACCACCCCUUGCCUCACCACCUCUCGUCCCACCACCCCUCCUCCAACCACCUCUCGUCCCACCACCCCUUGCCUCACCACCUCUCGUCCCACCACCCCUCCUCCAACCACCUCUCGUCCCACCACCCCUUGCCUCACCACCUCUCGUCCCACCACCCCUCCUCCAACCACCUCUCGUCCCACCACCCCUUGCCUCACCACCUCUCGUCCCACCACCCCUCCUCCAACCACCUCUCGUCCCACCACCCCUUGCCUCACCACCUCUCGUCCCACCACCCCUCCUCCAACCACCUCUCGUCCCACCACCCCUUGCCUCACCACCUCUCGUCCCACCACCCCUCCUCCAACCACCUCUCGUCCCACCACCCCUUGCCUCACCACCUCUCGUCCCACCACCCCUCCUCCAACCACCUCUCGUCCCACCACCCCUUGCCUCACCACCUCUCGUCCCACCAUCCCUCCUCCAACCACCUCUCGUCCCACCACCCCCCAAUCGUCCUCCUCUCGUCCUGCCACCCCUCGUUUCCAAUGCUCCAGCACACCACUUUCAUCCCUUCCUCCUAAACCCACCUCGUGGCAACCUCCCCCCGCCCUCAAAAUAUCUCAAGCCCCUCAAAACUCUCGCACCCAUCUCACCCCACCAGCCUCACCAGCCCCUCAAACUCCUCGCACCCCUCCAUUUUCUCCAGCCCCUGCUGCCCUGCACUCUUCUCGCUCCCCCCCAGUCGCUCGCACCCCUCCAUUAUCUCCAGCCCCUGCGGCUCUGCACGCCCCCACAGCCUGGCAGCAGCAGGCAGCGUGUGUGCGGAGCUUUCCCCCAGACACCCGCCUGGUGUGCACCCUUCAGCACCUCUCAGCACCCUUGGGAAGUCUCUCCGCCCAAGCAGAAAUUCAGGGUGAAAGGCUGUUGGCAGGGUUGGGAGGGCUGGGAGGGGCGGGAUGGCUGGCAGCGUUGGGCCUGUCAAAAGAGUGGGGAGGGGGGAGAGGUGGAAGGGAAACGUGUGUGGGUGAGCAGCAAAACACAGGUGUGGAGAGUGGUGGAGAUGGGCAGGUGGAGAGUGGUGAGGGAGGGCGGCUAGAGAGGGAGGUGACAGCGUGGGUGGAGGGGGUGUGCCGGGCGAGAGGUGCAGAGGCAUCGUGUGUGGGUGAGCGGCAAAACACAGGUGUUGGGAGUGGUGAGGGAGGGCGGCUAGAGAGGGAGGUGGCUGCAUGGCUGGAAGGGGCGUGCAAGGCGAGAGGGGAGGGCGAGUGGAUGGUGGUGAUGGCGUGUGAGGAUACGGGCGGUGGUAUUCCACCCGAGGAGAUGCGGUGGGUGCUGGAUCCAUAUGGGGGCGACCCUCACCACUCCACAUGCUCCCCUGCUGCUGCUGAUGAUGCGGCUGAUGAUACUGAUGGUGUUAAUGGUGCUGAUAGUGGUGGUAAGCGUAGCAAUAGCAAGAAGCAACGAAGAGUCGCGGUGAGUGAAGCCAUACCUGAGUGUAUACGUGCAUAUGUGCGUGCAUGA